AUGGAUGGAUCCUUCGUUCUCUCUGCACCUCCUCCCCUCCCCCUCUCCCCUCUCCCCUCUUCUUCCCGUCAUGUACGUCCCCUCGGUGCUCCUCCUGGCCGCGAGCCUCCUGCAGGGCGCCUCUGCGCUGCCCCCCAUCCUGGGCUCGACCCCGAUCCCCCCAGCGAGGACCCGUGGUACUCAGCCCCCCGCGGCUUCGAGUCGGCCGCCCCCGGAGAGAUCCUGCGCAUCCGCGCGGCCCCCGGCAACCUCACCACCGUCGUGGGCAACGCCUCCGCCGCCUACAACAUCCUGUACCGCACCACCAACAGUCUGUACAAGCCCUCCGCCGCCGCCGCCGCCGCCAACGGCAGCAGCCUGCUCUCCUACCAGAUCGCCUACGACUCGUUCGACGUCAACGCCAGCCCCAGCUAUGCCAUGUACACCGACCCGUCCACGGACAUCGCCACCGCGCUGAAGCUGGGCUGGUUCGUCAACGUGCCCGACUUCGAGGGUCCCCUGGCCUCCUUCACCGCGGGUGUCGCGUCGGGCCAUGCCACGCUCGACUCGGUGCGUGCCGUGCUGUCGUCCGGCUUCGGGCUGGACGAGCACGCGCGGUACGCCCUCUGGGGCUACUCGGGCGGUGCCCUGGCCAGUGAAUGGGCCGCCGAGCUGCAGGGCCAGUAUGCCCCCGAGCUGACGUUCAGUGGCGCCGCCGUGGGCGGGCUCACCCCCAACAUCACCAACGUCAUGGACAGCGUCUCCGGCACCCUGAGCGCCGGGCUCGUCCCCGCCGCCAUCCUGGGCAUCUCGAGCCAGCACCCGGACACCUACGCCUACAUCGUCAGCCAGCUCAAGCCCAACGGCACCUACAACAGGGCCCGCUUCCUGGCCACCAAGGACCUGGACCUGGACGAGGCCGAGCUGUACUACCUCGAGCAGGACAUCUUCGACUACUUCGUCGACGGCUACGAGACCUUCUACAACCCCGUCGUGCAGAAGGCCCUGAACCAGGACGGCUACAUGGGCUACCACGGCGUGCCCCAGAUGCCCGUCUUCGCCUACAAGGCCAUCAACGACGAGGUCAGCCCCAUCGCCGACAGCGACCAGCUGAUCGCCCGCUACUGCGGCGUCGGCGUCAACAUCCUGUACGAGCGCAACACCGUCGGCGGCCACUCGGCCGAGGAGGUCAACUCGGACGCCCGCGCCUGGGCCUGGCUGACCAGCAUCUUCGACGGCACCUAUGCCUCCAAGUAUGCCACCUCCGGGUGCACCAUCCGCAACGUCACCCUGAACAUCACCUCCUCGCCCUUGUAAAGUAGGGGACCGGGGAUUGCUCUGUGACUCCGGUGGAUGCCACCGCAUGAUCUUUUGUACAGUACGAACGGCGAUGAAUAGCGAUGGACCCGAUCCGAAUGAUUAAUAUACCACGGGGAGAUAAUAUUAGAAAGAUAGCUAUUGCUUAAUCAACCAUAACUUCUCG
This is a messenger RNA of Aspergillus heteromorphus CBS 117.55, 1462 nucleotides long. Its product is annotated as LIP-domain-containing protein. Gene Ontology annotation, molecular function: triacylglycerol lipase activity. The coding region runs from base 1 to 1296 and encodes 431 amino acids. The transcript is spliced from 3 exons. Lineage: Eukaryota; Fungi; Ascomycota; Eurotiomycetes; Eurotiales; Aspergillaceae. The record is from RefSeq and is a predicted model, not a curated record. Gene Ontology annotation, biological process: lipid catabolic process.